Messenger RNA from Arabidopsis arenosa, 2478 nucleotides. The record is from the annotation of a GenBank genome assembly. Lineage: Eukaryota; Viridiplantae; Streptophyta; Magnoliopsida; Brassicales; Brassicaceae.
GUUAAUGGCGUAGCGCAUUGACGAAGGAGAGAGAGAGAGAAGGGAAACAAUGAUUUCCCAGGUGGAGAGAGAUCUGUCGAUUCAAAAUCGGCUUCCGGGAAGCGAUCACACUACCCCUUCUCCGCCGACGUCUCCUCAUCUCUGCCGGAGCCGGUCUAAAUCCUCCGCUUCCGUACAACAGCAAAGCCGGACCGUCGCUCACCGUCUCUCAUGGAUCCUUUUAUCGGUUCUUCUCCGGCGUCAGGGAAUUCUCUUAUUCGCUCCUGUCAUCUACGUCUCCUGUAUGCUUUUUCACCUACACGCGGCGUCGUUUGAUGCCUCUCCCAUUAUCCACCGCCGUCCUGCUCCGGGAUCUGUCUAUAGGAGCCCUCAGGUUUACGCUAGGCUUCGCGGCGAGAUUGAGGCUGAUAAUACCACGGCUGAUGCGAUAUCAACAAUUUGGAAGCGAUCCUAUAAAGGUGUAGAAUGGAAGCCAUGUGUGAACAAAUCUACUGGAGUUUUACCUGAGUCAAAUGGUUUCAUAUUCAUUGAGGCAAAUGGAGGCUUGAAUCAGCAGCGGACUUCGAUAUGCAAUGCGGUUGCUGUGGCAGGAUACCUUAAUGCGACCCUUGUAAUUCCCAACUUUCACUAUCACAGCAUAUGGAAAGAUCCGAGCAAAUUUGGGGACAUCUAUGAUGAGGAAUACUUUGUCGAUACCUUAGCAAAUGAUGUGCGGGUGGUCGAUACAGUUCCUGAAUACUUAAUGGAGCGUUUUGACUAUAACUUGACAAAUGUCUACAACUUCAGAGUUAAAGCAUGGGCACCCACCUCCUAUUACCGGGACUCAGUCCUGCCAAAGCUGCUUGAAGAAAAGGUUAUAAGAAUUUCCCCAUUUGCAAAUAGACUUUCGUUUGAUGCUCCUCGAGCUGUCCAGAGAUUUAGAUGUUUGGCGAAUAAUGUAGCCUUGCGAUUUUCAAAACCCAUACUGACCCAAGGUGAAACAUUGGUGAACAAAAUGAAGGAGCUUAGUGCAAACAACGCCGGGAAAUACGUUUCUGUGCAUCUUCGUUUUGAAGAGGAUAUGGUCGCGUUCUCUUGUUGUGUAUUUGAUGGUGGAGACCAAGAAAAACAAGACAUGAUUGCCGCGAGAGAACGAGGAUGGAAAGGGAAGUUCACAAAACCGGGCCGUGUGAUACGACCAGGAGCUAACAGGCUCAAUGGGAAAUGCCCUUUAACUCCUUUAGAGGUUGGUUUGAUGCUUAGAGGAAUGGGCUUCAACAAAAGUACAUAUAUAUACCUUGCCGCUGGCCCAAUAUAUAGCGCAAAUAGAACUAUGGCUCCACUACUCGAGAUGUUCCCUAAUCUACAGACGAAGGAGAUGCUUGCUUCUGAAGAAGAACUGGCUCCUUUUAAGAACUUCUCCUCGAGAAUGGCUGCAAUAGAUUACACGGUGUGUCUCCACAGUGAGGUAUUUGUGACAACACAAGGUGGAAACUUCCCUCAUUUCCUCAUGGGGCAUAGGAGGUAUUUGUUUGGAGGACAUUCAAAGACGAUUCGGCCAGACAAGCGAAAGUUAGCCGUACUCUUUGACAAUCCCAAGUUGGGAUGGAAAAGUUUUAAACGGCAAAUGCUAAGCAUGAGGUCCCAUAGUGACUCCAAGGGGUUUGAGCUGAAACGAUCAAGUGACUCCAUUUACAUAUUCCCUUGCCCUGACUGCAUGCUUAUUCCACAGUUGAUUAACAUACCAUCCACAAGUUUUGUUGAAAAAGGUGGAAUGGAAUGUGAUUGUACAAACAAGAUGGAGACAUUCUUCAGCUCACAAUCGAAUCUCAAGGGCAUUGUGCUGAAGGCUGGACACGUGGCGGAAGCUGCUCUGUUUCUUGCUUCUGAUGGCUCUGCUUACGUUAGUGGUCAUAACCUCGCCAAUCGCCAUCCAUGGUGCUUAUACCGUGGAACAUAUGUGACGGAUGUGCCUCUGAAGGGAUCGGCGGAGAAACACUACAAGAGGUGGAGGAGCGAGAACCAUCUCGCCCCUGACGCCAUUGGCCACCUCAUCCAAGGUGUCACCGUCCACGAAGGCGAUUGGGACUCACACGGCACCAUCAAAAUAUGGAACUACACUCGUGAUGGGAAAGAGGAAGUAUUGAAGGAAAGGAUAGAGAUCGACGACGAGAAUAUGGCGGUAACGAUUAAUGGGCUCGAUGGUCACGUCAUGGAGUUGCUGAAGGUGUAUGUUACAACCUUCCACUUCAUCCCCGAGUCCGAAGAUGGCUGCGUCUGCAAAAUUACUAUGAUUUGGGAGAAACGCACCGAAGACUCCCCAGAGCCCAUCGACUUCAUGAAGUUCGUCGAGAAGAUGAUUGCUGACAUGGACGACCACAUCCUCCAAAACCAGGAAUGAUGGAUAUCGAUGCUUAAUCAUCAUCACAUCCUCCAUUUAUCUACGGUUUUAAUUUGUGUCCAUCUUGUACAUGAUAUUAAUUAAUAUCGUCAUGGUGU